Molecule: messenger RNA, 267 nt
Organism: Ostertagia ostertagi
Lineage: Eukaryota; Metazoa; Nematoda; Chromadorea; Rhabditida; Trichostrongylidae
Source: the annotation of a GenBank genome assembly
AUGACAUUACAGAUUUUGUCAGACGAACGUGAGGCGACUUUCGAGCUUGAUAGCCUGAACAUGCCCGGAGACAAGUGGACAAUGGAAGUAGAGGAUCCAUCGUUGCUUUUCAGCAAUCAUCCUACACACAAAGACACGAUUCUCACAAGGGGUCCACACCGCUUCUCACUCCGGAACAAUUCAUCGGAGAUCACCGCAAUGAGUGCCGACACAGAAAUUCAGCGCCUUGCACAGUUACACAAGGAUACUCGAGGUCAGCGUUCACGC